Molecule: messenger RNA, 3778 nt
Organism: Paralichthys olivaceus (Japanese flounder)
Lineage: Eukaryota; Metazoa; Chordata; Actinopteri; Pleuronectiformes; Paralichthyidae
Source: RefSeq, a predicted model, not a curated record
AUGGGUAAACUGAGGAAGAAGCACAACUGGAAGGGGAGACAACAGAGUGACAGUCAGCAAGCAGCGGAGGAAGACAAGACUGAUGAGGUUGUGGUUGAACUACAGGAUGGAGCCAGACUCAAAGGUGUAGAUGAGAGCAACGCUUUGGUCCUCCCAUCCAACAAAGCCAAGAAGAAGAAAUCCUCAGUGACACCAGUUUCCACCAGAAAGCCUCUCACCAAGAGGCAGAAGAAAGAGCUGCAGAAAGUGCUGGAGCGCAAAGAGAAGAAAGCUCAGAGAGCAGACAUCCUCACCAAACUGGCUGAGGUGCAGAUUCCAGAGUCUGAGAUUAAGCUGCUGUACACCACGUCCAAACUGGGAACAGGAGACAAAAUCUACCAGUCUAAAAAUUCACUGGCUGAAAUAAAUGACGGAGACUCGGGUCCAAAGAUCAGCAGCCUCAGUGGAGCGAACAGGAAAAGAAAAUGGAAAGUAGAAGAGGAAGAUGACAAAGAAGAAAAGGCAGAAGAAAGCAGUGACCUGGAUACUUCCUCUGAUGAUGAUGAUGAUGAUGUGGAAGGAGAGGAUGAAGACAUGAAUAAAUCUACAGAGAUGGCUGAAGCUCAGGAAACCACCCCUCCAUUUCAAGAGGACAAAGAGGGAGUGAAGGAAGAACAAGCAAAACCAGAAGAAGAUGGACAGAGUGCGAAGACAGUUUCAGAUCAAGAGAAAGUCCAAAACAAGAUUCUGUCACAGCCAGCUGUCUUCAUUCCUGUUGACAGAUUACAAGAAAUACAGGAGGCUCGUCUGAAGCUUCCGGUGUUGGCAGAGGAGCAGGUCAUCAUGGAGGCAGUGAAAGAAAACCCCUGUAUUGUCAUCUGUGGAGAGACAGGAAGUGGAAAAACCACUCAAGUGCCUCAGUUUCUGUAUGAAGCUGGUUAUGCCAGUGAAAGUGGGAUUAUUGGCAUCACAGAGCCGAGACGAGUUGCAGCUGUCAGCAUGUCGCACCGAGUGGCCAAAGAGAUGAACGUGUCCACACGCGUUGUGUCUUACCAGAUUCGAUAUGAAGGGAAUGUGACAGAUGAAACCAAGAUCAAGUUCAUGACAGAUGGUGUUCUACUGAAGGAGAUCCAGAGGGAUUUCCUGCUGAAGAGAUACAGUGCGAUCAUCAUAGAUGAAGCUCAUGAGAGGAGUGUGUACACAGACAUCCUCAUCGGACUGUUGUCUCGCAUCGUCCCCCUCAGAAACAAGAAAAAAAUGCCCAUGAAGCUGCUGGUCAUGUCCGCCACUCUGCGGGUUGAAGAUUUCACAGAGAACCUGAAGCUGUUUCGGACGCCUCCACCCGUCAUCAAGGUGGACGCUCGCCAGUUCCCCGUCAGUAUCCAUUUCAACAAACGCACCCCGCUGGACGAUUACACCGGAGAGGUUUUUCACAAGACCUGCAAGAUCCACCGCAUGCUGCCUUCAGGUGGAAUCCUGGUGUUUCUGACGGGUCAGGCAGAAGUUAACGGUCUGUGCAGGAGACUGCGAAAAGCUUUCCCCUUCAGAAAGAGUAACACAACCACUGGUGAAGAUGAAGACACCUCAGAGGCCAUGAGGAAGUUUAAGAAGAACAAAAAGAAGAAGACUGUCUCUCUGCCCCGUAUCGACUUGGACAACUUCUCUGCUCUGCCGGUGGAUGAAGGUGACGAGGACCGAGAGGCUGGGAUCAGAGACGAGGACGAUGACGGCUCGGACCUAGAAAUCGGAGACGAUCCUGACAAUACAGAGGAGAAGGCUGACCCGUCCAUUCCUCUCUAUGUCCUCCCUCUGUUCUCUUUGUUGGCGCCAGAGCAGCAGGCGAAGGUGUUCAGGCCCCCCCCUCCUGGUACUCGUCUGUGUGUUGUCGCCACCAAUGUGGCCGAGACGUCUCUGACCAUCCCUGGCAUCAAGUACGUGGUUGACUGCGGUCGAGUUAAGAAGCGUUUCUACGAUCGAGUGACUGGAGUGUCAUCCUUUAAAGUCACGUGGACCUCACAGGCCUCCGCCAAUCAGAGGGCGGGUAGAGCGGGACGAACAGAGCCGGGACACUGCUACAGGUUGUAUUCGUCUGCAGUGUUCGGAGAUUUCAGUUUGUUCUCAGAGGCAGAGAUCACUCGCAGGCCUGUGGAGGACCUGGUUUUACAGAUGAAGGACCUGAACAUAGAAAAGGUGGUCAACUUCCCCUUCCCCACGACUCCCUCUACUGAGGCUCUUGUAGCAGCGGAGCAGUUGUUAAUCUCGUUGGGAGCUUUGAAAGAGCCGCCUCACACUGAAAGGGUAAAAGAGAUGCAGCGAGCCAGGCUGAGCUCUCCCAUCACCCCCCUUGGCAGAGCAAUGGCUUCAUUCCCAGUGUCACCCCGUUACGCUAAAAUGCUAGCACUCGGGAAGCAGCAGGAUUGUCUGCCGUACGUCAUUGCUGUGGUAGCAGCCAUGACAGUCCGGGAGAUCUUUGAAGACCUUGACAGACCUGCAGGAAGUGAAGAUGAGAGCUCCAGUCUCGCACAGCGCCGAGCUCGGCUGGCUCAGAUGAGGAGGCUGUGGGCUGGGCAAGGAGCCGCACUCCAACUGGGGGACCUCAUGGUCAUGCUUGGUGCAGUUGGUGCUUGUGAAUUUGCUGGCUGCACUCCCAAGUUCUGUGAGGAGAACGGCCUGAGGUAUAAAGCCAUGGUUGAGAUCAGGAGGCUCAGAGGUCAACUCACCAACACAGUGAACGCAGUUUCUCCAGACGUUGGAGUAUUUGUGGAUCCUAAGAUGUCUCCGCCGACCGAGCGCCAGGUGGUUUGCUUGCGGCAGAUUGUUUUAUCUGGACUGGGAGACCAUCUUGCACGGCGUGUGCAGGUAGAAGAGAUUCUGGAUCCCAAAUGGAAGAAUGGAUAUAAGACGUGUCUAAUGGACGACCCAGUGUUCAUUCAUCCCACAUCUGCACUGUUCAAAAAGCUGCCAGAGUUUGUCGUCUACCAGGAGAUCAUGGAGACCAGCAAGAUGUACAUGAGAGGCGUCUCAGCAGUAGAAGCAAAUUGGGUCCCACAGUUUCUGCCUCAGUACUGUCACUUCAGCUCCCCGCUGGAGUCUCCAUCGCCAUGGUUCUGCUCAUCCACCGGCACCAUCAAAUGUCACCGUUCAAGCACCUUCUUCCGUGUGGCGUGGCAGCUGCCAGCAGUGGAGAUGGAUUAUCCUGACGGGCUGGACCGUUACAAACUGUUUGCCAGGUUUCUUCUUGAGGGACAGGUUUGUCCUAAACUAAAGAAACACAGUGUUCACCUUCUCUCAAACCCCUCCAUCAUGUUGAAAACAUGGGCAAAACUUCAGCCCAGGACGGAGGCUGUGCUGGGGCCGCUCUUGACAAAGGGAGUGGACUGCAGAGAUGCUCUCCUCUCCGUCUGGAAGACUGACGAUAAAUUUCUGUUGUCGGCAUACUGUCAGUGGCUUCCUGAAUCCAUGCAUCAAGAAGUAGCCCAGAGCUGGCCUCCUGUAUGAAAACAGAAAUCAUGUUUGACCUGAGACUUGUAUCGACCUGGAGAUGGGUUGAACCCCUUUCUUCACUGUGGAGGGGCGUCUUCAGACACAUCUGUUUUUUAGUGCAACCACCAACCCACAACAUGGCCUUUUCACCAUUUUGUAUUUUAUACACUGCAUCUAUGAUUUGUACAGUUCUGUCAUGAAGACGGUGUUUCAUCUAGAAUGACUUUUAACUUGUUUGUCAGAGUGCUGCUGUCAGUUCUAAAUGUCUGAUUUGGUCUUCAUAAGACUUAUUAAAACUAAGAAGCUCUGACCACAA